CUCACUCUCUUUCUCUCAGGCCGGCCCUCCUCAGACUCCCUCCCCUUGGGGGCGGAGCCGCGGGUCGACGUGUCCCGGCUGGACCUUCGGGUCGGACGGAUCCUCAACGUUCGCUGCCACCCGCUGGCCGAGGGGCUGUCCAUCCAGGAGGUAGACGUGGGAGAGAGGGCCCCCCGCAGGGUCGUCAGCAAACUGGGAGGGAAAACGCAACCGGAGGAGCUCCAGGGCGGUCUAGCUGUGUUGCUGUGCAACGUCAAGGCCCGUAAAGUGAGGGGCGUGGUCUCUCAGGCCCGCCUCCUCUGUUGCUCCGCCUCUGAUGACUGCACAGAGCCGUUGGCCCCGCCCACAAGCUCCACCCCUGGAGACAGAGUCACCUUCCUCAACUACCCUGGUGAUCCGGACCGAGAGCUGCAGUCCAAGCAGAAGGUUUGGGAGCUUCUUCAGCCAGACCUGCAGGUGGACGGCAGGGGCGUGGCCAACUAUAAAGGCUGCCGGUUUGAGGUGAAGGGGAAGGGACUCUGCAGGGCCCCGUCCUUCACCAACUGCACCAUCAGAUAGACACAGCGAGGGGCCACAUCGUACAGGACAACACACACUGCCCAAAGGAUGCUUUUAUUGUGAAAACCUGCUGCUGGCGCACACUUUGAUAGUUAGUAGCUAGUGCUGUUAGAUAACAAAAGAAGAAGAAAAUAAAUAAAAUUCAUUUAAUUUCA
Molecule: messenger RNA, 713 nt
Organism: Morone saxatilis (striped sea-bass)
Lineage: Eukaryota; Metazoa; Chordata; Actinopteri; Moronidae
Product: aminoacyl tRNA synthase complex-interacting multifunctional protein 1-like
Exons: 3
Molecular function (GO): tRNA binding
Source: RefSeq, a predicted model, not a curated record